AUGGAGAAUACUGCGGAGAAACCAAGCGACAACAAGGCCACCAUCGUCAAGAACACGGCUCAGCUCUCCAAGAUCCCACGUCAUAUCAGUUAUCCACUCAAGGAGGAGCAAGAGGAGGAACUACAACAGGCAAAUGCGGAGAACACUGCGGAGAAAUCAAGCGGCAACAAGGCCACCAUCGUCAAGAACACGGCUCAGCUCUCCAAGAUCCCACGUCAUAUGCUCUCCACGGUUCCACAUCAAAUCAUCACUCAGCAAGCGGAGAACACCACUGCAACUUGGCCUGUCAUCCCCACUGCAUUGAUAUAG
Messenger RNA from Letharia columbiana, 309 nucleotides. RefSeq lists its product as uncharacterized. The record is from RefSeq and is a predicted model, not a curated record. The transcript is spliced from 2 exons. NCBI's taxonomy places the organism in Eukaryota, Fungi, Ascomycota, Lecanoromycetes, Lecanorales, Parmeliaceae. Bases 1 to 309 code for a protein of 102 amino acids.